Molecule: messenger RNA, 607 nt
Organism: Oppia nitens
Lineage: Eukaryota; Metazoa; Arthropoda; Arachnida; Sarcoptiformes; Oppiidae
Exons: 4
Coding region: 8-607 (199 amino acids)
Source: RefSeq, a predicted model, not a curated record
UUUAUACAUGACUUAUGUGGACAAUAUACGGGAGCAAGUGUUGGAAACAUAUAACGAGUGCCGCAAUGUUAAGGGCGACCUAAAUGUUACGCAAGUUAUACGCAACGAGUUUGUCAUACAUAACCAAAGUUGCGAAAGUUUUUACGCCGGAAACGGUAUUAUCAAUAUAUUUGCCAUUCGUGUCGAUAAAGAUCGGGUAUUGUCAGCGGUGGCCAACUUUUCGUUGAUUUCCGAUCUGAAAGAUAAUAGACAUUAUUCAAUGUACACUGGUCAGAUUGUUCAAGGUGAUUUCAUUGGUUCAAAAGUAUUCAAACUGAAAGUAUACGAUGAAUACUAUAUCCGGAAAGAGUGUAUCGGACAGCCGGGUAUUUUGCGAUUGUAUGCCAUGUAUGAAGAGUUUGGUAUAGAGUCGACAAAUCAUGGUUUCAUAUGUAUGGGCCGUCAGUAUUCGGGGGUCAGUUCCUUCAGUCCGGGUAUGGUUUACUCGCCGGUAAUCGAGGCACAGGUAGCCCAACGUGUGAAUCUGGUUCACCUGAUUAGGCAACAGUUGCUAAAUGUAUACCAACAACAAAUUAAUUAUAAUAUGAGUAAAAGUGUUGGUAAAUAA